GUACCCAUAGGGUUUCUAUCUGGGGGUGUAGACGAUGCAGCUCUACGAUCACGUGACAUUUCCUGUUUCGCUGAAGCGAAGGAGAUCAUCCAGAAAUAUUAAGGUAUUUUUAAGCAUCGAUGGCUCUCAUCUCUCUCGAGGACCUCGAUGGAUUAGACGAUGAACAAAUAGCAGAGGAAACGGCUGACGGGUCUGAGGCAAGAGAGGAGAUGGAGAGCCAGCGCCUCCUCAACCACUGGCAGGCAGUGGGUCGUACUCAUCACGUGUCUGUCCCUACAGAAAUGACUGGACCGAUCCAGGAGAUGACCCGCCAUAACCAGCAGAGGGAGCCGAUCCCAUUCACAAACAUCUCCUGCCAGGACAAGCUAGGGGAGGGGCCGAUUGAAGAGAAGGUGUGUCCAGGAGGGAUGUGGGCGUGUGUCACGCGCAGGGAGGAGCUGUAUGAGCAGAGCAUCUCCAACGCCUUCAUGAAGCUCAUGCGCUUCAUCUGCAAGGAGAACUCCGCAGGCCGCUACCUGGGAAUGACUAUCCCUAUAGUCAACAUCAUCCACCUGACGCAGGACGGCAGCGCAUUCGAGAAGGACGUGAUCACUGCUUAUUACCUGCCGUCUGAGUUCCAAGCCAACCCCCCCGAGCCUGCAGACCCGGAGGUGUCCAUCGUCUUCAGACCUCCCUUCUCCGUCCUGGCCAGGACAUUCUCCGGAACCACGACGGAAGAAACGUUGUCCCAUCAGAUCCACCAGCUGUGGGAGCAUGUGGGCCCGUCUGGAGACUUCCAGCGGGACAGCUAUAUGGUGGCCGUGUACACCAACCCUGGGGUGGAACAGCGGCGCAACGAGAUCUGGUUCCUCCAUCGAGACCCCUAGGAGCUUCUGUCAUGUAUAUACCUGUGCACUCUGUGUACUCUGCACUGCACUCUGUGCCCCUACUGUGCACUCUUUACUUACUGUAUACUGUACAGGGCGUACGUGUUCCUACUGUGUACUGUGUGCUUACUGUAAGACGUGUACUGACUGUAUACGGUGUACUGUGUAUUGUACACUGCAUUGUACAGUAUAGUGUACUUAAUUCAUACAGUGUACUUAUUGUAUGCAGUGUACUGUGUAGCUACUAUACACUCUGUACUUUGUACCUUCUAUACACUGUGUACUGUAUACAGUGAAUCUAUUGUACACUGUGUACUUACUGUACACUCUGUACUUUACAGUGUACUUACUGUAUACUGUGUACAUCUCGUCUGCACCCCCUCACACCGUCUGUCCCGUCCCAUGUUCAGGUGGAGUCGUCUGGGGAGACAAGGGGGGGUUCUCAAGGUGGCUUAGGGUUCUCUGGGAUUCUCAAGGUGGCUUGGGGUUCUCAAGGUGUUUUAGGGUUCUCUGAGUUUCUCAAGUUGUUUUAGGGUUCUCUGGGGGUCCCAAGGUGGUUUGGGUUCUCUGGGGGUCCCAAGGCGGUUUAGGGUUCUUAAGGUGGUUUAGGGUUCUCAAGGUGGCUUUUGGGUUCUCUAUAAGGUUUUCAUGGUGGCUUAGGGUUCUCUAGGGUUUUCAUGGUGGCUUAGGGUUCUCUAGGGUUUUCAUGGUGGCUUAGGGUUCUCAGGGGUUGUCUUGGUGACUUAGGGUUCUCUGGCGUUCUCCUGGGAGUUAAGGGUUCUCUGGUGUACUCAUGGUGGAUUGGGGUUCUCUUAGGUUUAUCAUGGUGGCUAAAGGUCCUCUGGGGUUUUCGUGGUGGUUCAGGGUUCUCUGGGGUUCUUAAGGUUCUCAGGGGUUAUCAUGGUGGAUUGGGGUUCUUAAGGUGGCUGAGGGGUUAUCUUGGGUUCUCAAGGUGGGUUAGGGUCCCCUUGCAUUCUCAUUGUGGGUUAGGGUUCCAAAACGUAUCCUAUUCUGCUCAUUUGGGAAAAUCUAAGAAAUCGUGCUGCCUGUUUAUUUACCUUUGAAUAGAAAGCAGAGUUAAGAUUCAGGAUUGUUUUUAAACUCUUGAGAUUUGCCGAGAUACAUUUUUGCUGCCAUUUGCAUCAUGCCUCAUCUCUAAGAGGGAGAGGACAGAUACAGACCCUGAAUGAUAACCAACCACUCCAGAUAGAGGUUAGCAACAAUUACUAUUCUCUAUACAAAACUUACAUAUUUUACGACAUGUCUUGCUGUUCAUUGUAAGUUUGAAGUAUGUUUCUUACCUGCUUGUUAUAAAAAAUAUUCACAGUUGUAAAAUUAACAUUGCAUCAUAGUUUUCAAUAAAUCAUCAUGAAAAAGUAUAUCAAUGUGGGGGUCACAUUAUUAAAGCCUUCUUACACUGACUUGAUGAUUUCACUCUUCAUAUUGGACCCCCUGACAUGAUGCUUAAGCUUACAGGCUUAGGGUUAGAUAUUGUAUUAAGCUUACAGGGUCAGGGUAAGGUAUUGUAUCAAGCUCACUUAGGUAUUGCAUUAAGCCUACAGGGUUAGGGGUAGGUAUUGUAUGAAGCUUACAAAGUUAGGUAUUUUAUUAAGUAUACAGGGUUAG
Molecule: messenger RNA, 2492 nt
Organism: Gadus chalcogrammus (walleye pollock)
Lineage: Eukaryota; Metazoa; Chordata; Actinopteri; Gadiformes; Gadidae
Gene: soul4
Product: heme-binding protein soul4
Exons: 6
Coding region: 120-866 (248 amino acids)
Source: RefSeq, a predicted model, not a curated record